AAAAGUAAACGCUUAGUUGUAACGGUCACUCCGCGGAGAAGGCACUGUCCGCAACGGCGGUCUCAGUUUUUGAAUUCAAACUGACCCCAACAGUCGAACAAUUAAAAAAUUCGCGCAUGUCAGAUGAACGGCAUGUCAGCCGGCCCUGCAGCAGGGCGUGUGCCAGCUAGUCGCGUUUCUGGGCUGCACCAGCAACCAGUUACCAGCUGCUUGCAGUGCCGUCGAGCGCCUUCUGCGGGAGCCACAGGAACAAAUGGCUCAAUGCACACGCAUAAUUAUGAAUAUAACACAAGUCUUACGUAAAUAUUGCAGUCGAGUAUAAAAAUAGAAACAACAGGGGAGACAACAAUGCCAUCGGCAAGAACAAACUCAACCACGCAAUUUUUAAAGGCAACACAUCACCUAACAACUAAUCAACAAGAGAGUACCACCCGAUCAGCAUGAUUAUGGCUUCUUUGCGCGUAGUUAACAGAUUAGUUUGCCGGGGCUUUAUUGUACUAACGCUUUUGCUCAUGUUCUUCAACGAAGUGCUCAUAUACUAUAUAGCUAGGUCCAACUGGCAGAAAAUAGAGUGUAAAUUGGAUAAUUGCACCCGCCUGCUGCUCAUUGCAGAUCCACAGAUCUUGGGUACCUCCUAUGAUCGGUCUUAUCAUGGACCUUUGGCGCGAUACGAUUCUGAUAAAUUUUUGCAGAAAUCGUUUGAGCAUGCCGUGUCCUUUACUCAACCACAUAUCAUUGUGUUUCUGGGCGAUCUUCUUGAUGAAGGCAAUAUUGCCACAGCCCAGGAAUACCAACUUUAUGUUAAGCGUUUUAAACGCAUCUUCCAAAACAAAAAGUUCACAAAUCGGGUGCAUGUACCCGGCGAUAAUGAUAUCGGAGGAGAAAACGGCGACUAUAUAUCCAACUCAAAUCUGCGUCGUUUUGAAAACGAGUUUAUGAGUGAAGAUCUUUUUGACUAUGACAAUCAUUUACGGUUCUUUAAGAUCAAUCGCAUGCUGUUGGAUUUUACAAAUCCAGAUCGCGAUCACAAUGCCGAACGCCUGCGUAUAGGUGUAUCCCACGCGCCACUACUCAUUGGCGGUGGUCCAUUACUGCGUGCCAUUAUUAGUGAUUUGGACCCACAUAUAAUUUUUACGGGCCACUGGCACGAAUCACGCAUAUUUAUAUACCCCUCCACAAAAGUCAUUAAUUUUUAUGAAAAUACGGUGAGACAUUUUGAUCUGAAGGGUCUCAAAGAGCAGGACCACAGUUACUUGGAGAUUAUGGUGCCAACAUGCUCAUAUCGCAUGGGAAAAUCGAAAAUUGGCAUGGGAUAUGCGGUUUUGGAGAAUUACGAUCUCAGCUAUACGGUGCUGUGGCUUCCCAAUCGCUUUGUUCUGCUCUUCGUUUAUGUAUUUUGGGGCCUGUUUGUGCUCUGCGGUGCAAUUGUUUACAAAAUGAUGACUCGCUGCCCCUUCCGCGUGGCCAAACGGCAGACGGUUUAUAGCCGCGUCUCCACUAUACCUCAAUUUUAGACUGUAUUCAUUAGAUAUAGCCAUGGCAUUAUUUGUUCUAAGUAGCUGAAAUGUAUCAAAAUGUGUAAGAAAGCAACCAAUAUACAACCGAGUCAUUAAAAAGGUA
Scaptodrosophila lebanonensis is the source of this 1620-nucleotide messenger RNA. It is a transcript of the gene Mppe, whose product is annotated as metallophosphoesterase 1. The transcript is spliced from 6 exons. The record is from RefSeq and is a predicted model, not a curated record. Lineage: Eukaryota; Metazoa; Arthropoda; Insecta; Diptera; Drosophilidae. Gene Ontology annotation, molecular function: hydrolase activity. Gene Ontology annotation, biological process: GPI anchor biosynthetic process. Gene Ontology annotation, cellular component: endoplasmic reticulum. The coding region runs from base 441 to 1514 and encodes 357 amino acids.